AUGCCGAGACGUGGUAUGUUCUCUACUAAUAAUGUGUCGGUGAUUGAUGGUUUGUUUGAGAUUUCAAAACCUGUGGAAUUGGAUGCUACGUGGGGAUAUAGAGGUGACUAUUCGGCAGCCAAGAAGGACAUCCCUGCAAACCCUAGUUCGAGUAAUGUGGAAAAUAAGGGUGCUACGAUUCAGGAUGAGGGUUUUUGGGAUCCUACUAAAAAAGAUAGCAAGAGUUCGUAUGCUGACAAACUUCAGUCCAAGAAUCGGAUCAAAAGGGAGGUUAACUUUAGAUUUAUGCAACCGGCUGAGAUAAGAGAUGAUGCUGACAUUGUUAUUCCUAAAGAGGUGGUCCAACAGGUCCAGGAUAAAUUUGAGAACGUUUUAUAUGGUUAUUUUCUAGGGAAUAGACUGCCUUUCCCGGUGGUAGAAUAUUAUGCCAAAAACGUUUGGUCGAAGUUUGGUUUUUCGAAGCUAAUGAUGAACUCAUCGGGUUUCUUUUUCUUCAAGUUUGAGGAGAAGGAGGGUAUGAUGAAAGUGCUGGAAGGAGGUCCGUGGUUGAUAAGGAAAAUUCCUUUAUUUCUUAAUGUAUGGUCGCCGAAGGUUAGCUUAAAAAAAGAUGGCAUUAAAACGCUUCCUCUUUGGGUCAAAAUGCAUAAUGUUCCGAUUGCAGUUUAUUCGGAUGAUGGCUUAAGCUUGUUGGCUUCUAAGUUGGGAGUGCCUAAAAGAUUGGAUUCAUACAUAGCGGAUAUGUGUGCAGAGAAUUGGGGUAGGAGUAGUUAUGCCCGUGCUAUGAUAGAGGUAAAUGCUGAAACUGAGCUCAAAGAUUAUAUAUCUAUUGCGAUCCCUAAGAUGGAUGAGGAGGGCUAUAUUAUGGAACGAAUUAAAGUUGAAUAUGAAUGGAGGCCACUUCGGUGUGCAACAUGUUGUUUGUUUGGCCAUGAUGAGAAUACAUGUAGUAAGGUUGACAAAGGGAAGGCAAAACAGGUUUCGGUAGAUGAGGAAGGGUUCGUAACUGAUAGAAGACGGGUAGCUAGACAAACAUUUCCCCAAAAGAAACAAUAG
This is a messenger RNA of Helianthus annuus (common sunflower), 1053 nucleotides long. RefSeq lists its product as uncharacterized. The transcript has a single exon. The coding region runs from base 1 to 1053 and encodes 350 amino acids. NCBI's taxonomy places the organism in Eukaryota, Viridiplantae, Streptophyta, Magnoliopsida, Asterales, Asteraceae. The record is from RefSeq and is a predicted model, not a curated record.